UAAGAAUAUAUUUUUUCUUAAUUUUAUUCCACGUUCCUUCCACCUAACGUCACCUCCGCCCACCUGUAUCUACCUCCCUCGCCCGUGAGCCUCCAACAUCUCCCUCACCACCUCAAGCGGUGGUCGAACCACCAACCCCAACUCCGCCGCGAGCAGUGGUAGGUGACAAAGGCUUUAUGGAGUCUCGGUAUCUGUUUUUCUUUUCAAAUUCUAUAAUUCCUUGAGUUCCUGUUCAUGUACUCUGUAAAUAUGAGUGACUAUGUUAUGAGUCCUGGGUUGAUUUUUUCAUUAAGCCAUUCCUCAAGCUUGUAGAAGAGGGGUCAUGGUAUGGGGUGGUAGUUUUGUGGUAUGUGAGCAGAGAGGAAGAGCCUGUAUGUUGGUGAGGAAGGAGAAAGAAGACAGUAGAAAUAAUUGCAAUUUUUCAUAUAAUUGGUUUAUUUUUUAAGAAAUCAACAUGUUUCCUAGAAAGUGGGGGAAAAUGUGUUGACUUUUCUAAAAAUAGACUAAUCAUUGAAAGUGUGUUCUAAGAAUGUGUUAAAAAUAGCAUGUUGCUAGCACUCUUGUCCCAUAAUUUUGCUUGUUGAUGGUAGACAGCACAUGUCUAUGAAUGUUAGAACUUACAUUGCAACAAUUUAAAUUUAAUAAAAUUAUAGAGCAAGUGUCCUAGCUGAAGCAUAAAUGGACUGCAUUUGGUAACAAAGGAAAACCAUCAGAAACACAAUGGAGAGGAAUAAGGUGCUAGUGAUGUACACUAUCUUAUUCUGCUUCAUGCAAUAUGAUAUCACUAUGGCUCAGAAACAAUCUAUCCAAGAUGAUGAGACCUUGGUUUCACCAGAGGGAACCUUCGAAGCAGGAUUCUUCCGCUUUGGAAAUUCUCUACGCCGGUACUUUGGUAUAUGGUACAAGAGCAUAUCACCGAGGACAAUUGUGUGGGUAGCCAAUAGAGAUGCCCCAGUACAAAACUCAACUGCAACUUUGAAGCUCACUGAUCAAGGAAACCUCCUUAUCCUUGAUGGCUUAAAGGGCAUAGUCUGGUCCUCCAAUGCAUCAAGAACUAAAGACAAACCUUUAAUGCAGCUUUUAGACUCGGGAAACUUUGUGGUGAAAGAUGGAGACAAGGAGGAGAACCUUAUAUGGGAAAGCUUUGAUUAUCCUGGUGACACUUUCCUUGCAGGAAUGAAGAUUAAGAGCAAUUUAGCAACUGGGCCUACCAGUUAUCUAACAUCUUGGAGAAACGCAGAAGACCCGGCUAGUGGUGAGUUUUCUUAUCACAUAGAUACUCAUGGCUAUCCUCAACUAGUUGUAACAAAGGGAGCAACUGUAACUUUGCGAGCAGGUCCGUGGAUUGGCAAUAAGUUUUCAGGAGCUUCUGGGCUAAGACUCCAGAAAAUCUUGACAUUCUCUAUGCAGUUCACUGACAAGGAAGUUUCCUUAGAAUAUGAAACUGUGAACCGUUCAAUUAUUACUAGAACGGUGAUCACCCCAUCAGGCACUACACAACGUUUGUUGUGGUCAGAUAGGAGUCAAAGUUGGGAGAUCAUAUCUACUCACCCCAUGGACCAGUGUGCAUAUUACGCCUUUUGCGGCGCUAAUUCCAUGUGUGAUACUUCUAACAAUCCCAUAUGUGAUUGCUUGGAAGGUUUCACACCCAAAUUUCAAGCUCAAUGGAAUUCAUUAGAUUGGACUGGAGGGUGUGUUCCAAUAAAAAAUUUAAGUUGUCAAAAUGGAGAUGGCUUUCCGAAGCACACAGGAGUGCAGUUUCCAGACACAUCUUCUUCCUGGUAUGGCAAUAGCAAGAGCCUUGAUGAGUGUGGGACGAUAUGUUUGCAAAACUGCUCUUGCACAGCAUAUGCAUAUUUAGAUAAUGUUGGUGGCAGGAGUGUCUGUCUGAAUUGGUUUGGUGACAUUCUGGAUAUGAGUGAACACCCUGACCCUGACCAAGGCCAGGAGAUCUACUUACGGGUGGUUGCUUCAGAGUUAGAUCAUAGAAGGAAUAAGAAGAGUAUCAAUAUCAAGAAGCUUGCAGGGAGUCUGGCAGGAAGCAUUGCAUUCAUUAUAUGCAUAACAAUCCUUGGAUUGGCCACAGUCACGUGUAUUCGGAGGAAGAAGAAUGAGAGAGAGGACGAGGGUGGAAUAGAAACAAGAAUAAUAAAUCACUGGAAGGACAAGAGAGGUGAUGAGGACAUUGAUUUGGCAACAAUAUUUGAUUUUUCUACCAUCUCUAGUACAACAAAUCACUUUUCAGAAAGUAACAAAUUAGGAGAAGGUGGCUUUGGACCAGUCUACAAGGGCGUAUUAGCUAAUGGGCAGGAGAUUGCUGUCAAGAGACUUUCUAAUACUUCAGGACAGGGAAUGGAGGAGUUCAAAAAUGAAGUCAAGUUGAUAGCAAGACUUCAGCACCGCAAUCUUGUGAAACUUCUUGGUUGUUCUAUUCAUCAUGAUGAAAUGUUGUUGAUCUAUGAAUUCAUGCACAACAGAAGCUUGGAUUACUUUAUUUUUGACUCAACACAAAGUAAACUAGUAGACUGGAACAAGCGCUUCCAAAUUAUUGAUGGGAUUGCUCGAGGGCUUCUUUAUCUUCACCAAGACUCAAGAUUAAGAAUUAUCCAUAGAGAUCUGAAAACUAGUAACAUUCUUCUUGAUAGUGAAAUGAACCCAAAGAUAUCAGAUUUUGGUUUGGCUAGAAUUUUUACAGGAGAUCAAGUUGAGGCUAAGACAAAGAGAGUGAUGGGAACAUAUGGCUAUAUGUCUCCAGAGUAUGCGGUGCAUGGAUCCUUUUCAGUAAAAUCUGAUGUUUUUAGCUUUGGCGUAAUCGUGCUUGAGAUAAUUAGUGGGAAGAAAAUUGGGAGAUUUUGUGAUCCUCACCAUCACCGUAAUCUUCUAAGUCAUGCAUGGAGACUAUGGAUUGAAGAAAGACCACUAGAGCUAGUAGACGAGUUAUUAGAUGGUCUAGCCAUCCCAACCGAAAUAUUACGAUAUAUUCAUAUAGCUCUAUUGUGUGUGCAACAGAGACCAGAAUAUAGGCCUGAUAUGUUAUCUGUAGUUUUAAUGUUGAAUGGCGAGAAAGAACUCCCUAAGCCAAGCCUGCCAGCAUUCUACACAGGAAAUGAUGAUCUACUAUGGCCGGAAUCUACUUCAAAAAAUUGUGAAAGGUGUUCAACAACUUCUGAAGUUACCAUCUCAUUAUUAGAAGCCAGAUAGAAUACCACUAUCAAGGUGCUAGAUCGAUAUAUGUGGCCAAAUUAACUGCAUGUUUGUAUAAACUUUGUUGACAAUGUAAGAGCACAUUAUCGUGUAUGUUUGAAUUUUCAUUAGCAUGAUUGAAGAAUUUUCAAUGGAAAUCCAUGUCUCACAUUCACCCCCUACACUAUGUGACUCCUCAUAGAGUAAUAAAGCAUGUUAUUUUGAAUGGUUUUAUGGUGCCUACUGCCAACCUACACUUCUGUAAAUUUCUUGGGGGCAGAGACAGGGACGACCCCAUGACCUUUAAGCCGGAGGGUCAUGAACAACCUUGAGCAAAACAGAGGCUCAACUUUUGAUAUAAUGGGGAGCAAAUGUCAUAUUUAGAUACUUGUUGAUACCAAUGUAAACGGAUGCUAGCACUGACUUGAGACAAAAAAUGAAUGAAAGUAUUCUUCUGGUAUAUUCAAUUUGUGCCCAAACACAUUAAAAGAGAUAAAGAUUAUGCCGUUUGAGGGCAGGGAGGAGAAUGUCUCUUGGCCAGAGUUGGACACGCUGCAUGUAGAGAGUACUUUGAAGCCCAAUUUUUUUUGGAAUUUUGAAUGGAAGGCUAUGCAUGGAGAAGCUGCAAUUCACAAUGGUAAUGAAGAAUCCUUUUAACCCGGGCUUAGUUAUUCAAUGAUCAGUACCAUUUUACUCUAAACUAAGGUGUAAAUUUCUAAACUGCUAAAGUCUUCACAUUAUUUUGGCUGACUCCAAGACUUUAUUUUGAUUCUAUGA
Messenger RNA from Lotus japonicus, 3960 nucleotides. Its product is annotated as G-type lectin S-receptor-like serine/threonine-protein kinase At4g27290. The record is from RefSeq and is a predicted model, not a curated record. NCBI's taxonomy places the organism in Eukaryota, Viridiplantae, Streptophyta, Magnoliopsida, Fabales, Fabaceae. Gene Ontology annotation, biological process: protein phosphorylation; recognition of pollen. The transcript is spliced from 7 exons. Gene Ontology annotation, molecular function: ATP binding; protein serine/threonine kinase activity. The coding region runs from base 721 to 3201 and encodes 826 amino acids.